AUGAAGUCCCUGCUGCUGCUGCUGUUGUGCGUCUUUUGGCCUGCGGCUGCGGAGCUAAAACCCCGGAAAGGCUCCGGGGUGUUUUGUACGUUCAAAGACAGGACCUACAGCCCAGGGGACAGCUGGCAUCCCUAUCUGGAGCCUUUUGGAUUCAUGUUCUGCAUGCGUUGUGUCUGCACAGAGACAGGCCAUGUGAAAUGUAACACGAUCAAGUGUCCGGCCCUGUCCUGUGAAAACCCCGUAGCUGAACCUCAGAGGUGUUGUCCAAGAUGCACAGAUGAGCCCCGGGUCCCCGCAGGACUGAGAGCUUCUGUCAAAUCCUGUAGGCAUAACGGGACUAUUUAUCAGCCCGGGGAGACCUUCACUAAGCACGACCUCUUCCCGUCCAGGCUCAGCAACCAGUGUGUGAUGUGCACAUGCUCUAAUGGAAACAUCUUUUGUGCUCUGAAAACAUGCCAGCCCAUCACCUGCUCCUCACCAGUUUCAGUUCCAGAUACCUGCUGUUUGGUGUGUAAAGAUCUUGGCACCAGUGGCUCCUCAUCAAACGAGGAUGGAAACCAGCAACUGAACAGAGGAGUUAGGCAUUCAGUGGACCGGUGUUCUACAGAGCAGGGCAGGGAGCGCUCUGACCGGGCCUCUCCGUCCAGGUUUAAGGCUUCACCCAGGAGCUUGAGUUUCAGCAAACUUAACCUUAAAGGAGGUUCAGAGACCACUGUGAAGAUUUUGUUGCAGAGGAAACACCAGAGAGUCUGUUUAUACAAUGGUAAGACAUACUCUCACGGAGACGUGUGGCAUCCAGUUUUGGGGAAGGUCCUGGAAUGCAUCCUGUGCACUUGCACCGAUGGCCUUCAAGACUGCAAACGCAUCACAUGCCCCAGCCAGUACCCAUGCCAACAUCCUAUAAAGUCAGCAGGAAAGUGCUGCAAGAGCUGUCCAGAGAGUAAAGCUGAAAGCAACCAGACCCAGUGCUAUAUUGGGUAUAAAAACAACCUCAUGGUGUAUAAAGUGGACUCAUCCUUGACAGUUGAUUCACCAAACACAGUUAGGAUCAUUGCUGUUGAAAGACAAAGUACUUCUGAGAUUGAAGUGCAAGUAUGGAACACCAUUGAAGGUGCUUUACAAAUAAUGGAGAUUGGCGACAUUCAAAGAAAAGACAUUAUGGAUCAUCCAGAAAACUACACACUGCUUACAACGCUUGAUGAAGGGAUGUGGAAAAGAUUUAAGGAGGAAGGAGGAAAUCUAAGCAAAGCUGCACAGGCCACAAUCUGUGAAGAAGGCAUUCGGGAAAUAGUGACGUUCCUAAAUCCCAAGCACACCGAGGACAUGUGCGCGCCCUAA
Molecule: messenger RNA, 1338 nt
Organism: Menidia menidia (Atlantic silverside)
Lineage: Eukaryota; Metazoa; Chordata; Actinopteri; Atheriniformes; Atherinopsidae
Source: the annotation of a GenBank genome assembly